AUGAAGUCAAAAUGGGCUUUACACACCAAGCUGGGUGACGUGCUAGCUCGCGGCUUCCAUGAGAGGGCGCCCGAGGUUGUACUUAGUUACCACACUUAUCGCGCCUUUGUUCGGUUGAGUUCUCUCCUGGUGAAAGUUUUGUUUACUUGCCCCAUGGUUGCCAGUGCAUUUGCUAAGAAACGACGCGGUUUCAUUACCACCCAUGUUCCCGGUCCUCCUACUUUACAUCUGCGGCGUGGAGUGCAGUCAGGUCCGCAGCUUUGCAUCGCGGUCCAACUCUCCACUUUAGAGUUACGCGUAGUUGGGGCCUAUUUCGCAUUGGAACCGGAAGCCGAAGGAGAGUUGGAUGAACAACCCCUCGGUCUAUAUCUCUUCACUACGGGUCCACCGGAUCAAGCCGAAGAGACCAUCACUUCAUUUUUGGAGGAGAAACGCUGCAGUAAACCCGGUGUUCGUCUUCAUGUUGCCUUGUACAACGGCGAUGGGGAGGAUCUUGUACCAAGGAAUCUGUUAUUGAGGCGGGAUUCAAAAAGCAACAAGACAGCGAACAUCUUGAGAACAAUUGCUCACAGCACUGGUGGAAGAUUUCACUGGAUCCAAGAGACGGGUAUAGUCGAAAGCGAUGACGUUCAGAUUCUGUUGAAUGAAAUAGACACAAUGGUGGAAUACUCCAAGCAAUGUCAAGAAUUGGUUGAAAGAGGUACCAUUGGCAACCAAUGGACGGCCACAAGAAUUGAUGAGUAUGAAAUGAAAGCUCUGGCAGCAAGGAAGACACCAACUUCUCCAUCGGACUCCAAGGAGAAUUCUGUACAAGGCUGCAGUCCACCGGUUCAGCAACAACGUACAAGUGGGGGGUCCAUUCGUUUUGGUGCUCAACGAUGCACUCAAAGCAUGGACAACAAUGUCAGACGAUACACAACACGUGGAAGCUACUACCGGACGGACCAGGUGGGAUCCGUAAUAUCCUCCAAAUCCAAUUCGCGAAAUUUUGGUCAAGUCGGUAAAAGCCUGACCAAAGUGUCAAAAAGACCAUUUUUAUCUUCUGUGAAAUGCAGCAUUCCUAAAGCGGAGGAAGCUAUGAGUACCAGAGAAUGGCUGAAAAAGUACAGCAUCCGUAAUUUGGGCCUCAGCUUGAAUCAACUUGUGUCUGGGGCGGCUCGUCUACAUCCGGUGGUGCAUGACAAUCGCUUGGGUGCACAAGUGGAAGCCCGCUACUGCGCUGGCCUUUUCCCUCUGGUCAACAUCGCUGGAAAUCUCCGUCAUCUUCAGUACACGUGGAGUGAGCUAGAAACGUUCAAGAACGAGCUCAGAAAAUGUCUAUUGCGAUACAUUUUACGUUUGGAGUGGCUUCUGUCUGGCUCUCGACGCUUCUUCGGCGUGGUUGUGGAACAGUGCGUAGUCAUAGUUAUCGACCUUUCUGGAUCAAUGGAGCCCAAUGUGAAUGAGAUGAAAACGUGCUUGAAGCAAUUGGUUUGGGAACAAUUGUUUAAGCAGCACGUUGCCUUCAAUCUAAUCGCCUUCAACUCUGAAAUACUGGAAUGGCAGUCGAGGGGCCCGAGAUUGGCUGAUGAGCCAACAUGCCACGAUGCGAUCGCGUGGAUCGACCAACUGGAAGCCAUUGGAAGCACUUCGACUGACGUGGCACUACAACGGGCAGCGCAGCAACUCAAAACAAUGUGUCCUCGGAAUACGUUGUUAGCUGAACAGCAUCUGCCUCUCUGGUUAACAAAGCCUGAGGAGGAGGAAAAUGAAGUCGAUACGAAGGGAGAUAAGCCGGUGGUGAAACGAGCAAUCUACUUAAUAACUGACGGGAAACCGGACAAGAGCUGCGCAUCCAUAUUGAAAUCAGUACAAGAGUGGUUGGAUUCGGACAAUGCCCCACCGCCUUCUCCCUGUCCUCGAACAUUCGAAACCAACAGUGGUGGGAAGAGAAAGCAACAGUUGAUGAAGUUACGAGGACUCAUACCAGUUCACGUCAUUUCACUCGCAUCGGGCCAAGAGUCCAAGAAGUUUUUGCGGAAACUUGCCCAAAUGACACAGGGACGAUAUCAUGAGGUUCUGAGCCAACCGGAACUUGGGCCCUUCAUCCAACAGCUGAAGUGCACAUGGGCGGCUCGAUGCCAAGACCAAGUAGACGAACAUGACCCAACUACCACCCUGGCAACUUCUCCCAAGGUGGAAAGUGAUAAUCUACAGCUACUUUUGAAAGAAAUGAGAGUUGCGGAAAGGAGUAUCAAAAAGUUGCAGUACUUCCAGCAAAUGUAUAAUGAACUAAGACGCACAACAGUACAAUGAAAGGAUUCAAUUCUGAUACUAUUUUCGUGUGAGGAACUCCCCGGUGGCAAAACUACUCCAUUCUAAUUGUGGAAGCACUGAGCCUUUACUGAAUACAAUCAUUUUGUACACUGAAGUCAGUUGAAUUUGCCGAUAUUAACCAAUUAAGCCGUG
Messenger RNA from Dicrocoelium dendriticum, 2448 nucleotides. The record is from the annotation of a GenBank genome assembly. Lineage: Eukaryota; Metazoa; Platyhelminthes; Trematoda; Plagiorchiida; Dicrocoeliidae.